AUGGCAAACAGGUUGCGGGAGGGGGAGAACAGCGGGAGCGGAGGGCAGCCCGCGGGGGAAGGAGGCGGACAAAGGGCGGUGGGGGCGAGCGCCGGCAGGGCGGGGGGCGCGGAGCCCACACUGCGGCACGGCCGAGGGGGCGCCGGGCUGAGGCGCUCAACAGGCGCUGCCGCCCCGCCGGGACGGGCGCCGGCACAUGGCAGGAGCCGCGCUCGCCGCCAGCCCCGUGCCAGGCGGCGGCGGCCGGGAAGGGGCUUGGUCGCCGCUCGGCGGGGCUGCCGCGCUGCCGGGGAUCGGCCGGCCGGGACCCACCCUGCCCGCUCAGCCGGGGCGAGCAGCCCGGCCGGCAGCGCCGCCGCUUCCUUUGUGUGCGUGAGGGGAGCUGCGGCGGGUUCCCCCGGCGGGCUGUCAGCGCUGCCCGCGAGGAGGCGGGGAAGGGAAGGGACGGGAAGGGAAGGGAGGAGGCGAGGGAAGGCGCUGGCAGGGCGGCUCUCCCAUCCCCGUCACAAGGUAAGCCCUACUCCCCAGGGCGGAGAGAGGCGCUGGAAGCGCCGCAGGGCCCUUUCCGUGACCUGCCGAGCGGCUUCGCCCAGCCCCGGAGAGCGGGUCACGGCCGCCUCCUGCUCCCCGGCGGCGCGGGGGGCCGAGCGCGGGCUGCGGCGGCAGCGCGGAGCGGCUCCGGCACUUUGCGAUGGGCAGGCGGCAGCGGCGGCCGGACAGCAGCGGGGGCAGACGCGGGGCUCGCAGCUAAGGGGCGAGGAGGAGGGACCAUGGCCGCAUCCAGCAACUCCAGUUUGUCCGGCUCGUCGGUUUCCUCCGAUGCUGAAGAAUACCAGCCUCCAAUAUGGAAAUCAUACUUGUAUCAAUUGCAACAAGAGGCACCACGUCCCAAGAGAAUCAUCUGUCCUCGGGAGGUGGAGAACAGGCCAAAGUAUUAUGGAAGAGAGUUUCACGGGAUCAUUUCUCGGGAGCAAGCAGAUGAAAUACUUGCUGGCGUAGAAGGAGCAUAUAUCCUCAGAGAAAGCCAGCGGCAACCCGGCUGCUAUACUCUUGCUCUCAGAUUUGGUAAUCAGACCCUAAACUACAGGUUGUUCUAUGAUGGGAAGCACUUCGUUGGGGAGAAAAGGUUUGAAUCAAUCCACGAUCUGGUUACAGAUGGCUUGAUAACAUUGUAUAUAGAAACAAAGGCUUCUGAGUAUAUUUCCAAAA
This is a messenger RNA of Myiozetetes cayanensis, 1209 nucleotides long. RefSeq names its product 5E5 antigen-like. The transcript has 7 exons. The record is from RefSeq and is a predicted model, not a curated record. NCBI's taxonomy places the organism in Eukaryota, Metazoa, Chordata, Aves, Passeriformes, Tyrannidae. The coding region runs from base 1 to 999 and encodes 332 amino acids.